AUAUUAUAUAUAAUAAUGUAACUACUGAAAUUUCAAUGAUAAUUCAUGGUGAUAGAAAUCAAGAUAUUCGUUAUUAUAAUGCUCCAACAGCUUCUGAUGUAGCUGCAAUAAUGGUAGGUGAUAGACAUGAG
Messenger RNA from Dentiscutata erythropus, 131 nucleotides. NCBI's taxonomy places the organism in Eukaryota, Fungi, Glomeromycota, Glomeromycetes, Diversisporales, Gigasporaceae. The record is from the annotation of a GenBank genome assembly.